Molecule: messenger RNA, 1902 nt
Organism: Trichoderma asperellum CBS 433.97
Lineage: Eukaryota; Fungi; Ascomycota; Sordariomycetes; Hypocreales; Hypocreaceae
Biological process (GO): UDP-glucose transmembrane transport
Cellular component (GO): cis-Golgi network; endoplasmic reticulum-Golgi intermediate compartment; Golgi apparatus
Molecular function (GO): antiporter activity
Source: RefSeq, a predicted model, not a curated record
AUGUCCUCCAACCACUCUUCAAGCCCACCGCCUGCAUCCCAACCUCACCUUCACCCUCACCUUCACCCUCAGUUCCAAUCUCAAUUUGACUAUCCAACCCGCCCUCGACGCCGAUCCUCCAUUACCAUCGACACCGUCUCCACCGAGCCCUUCCCCGAUUUCUCUCGAUCUGCCGCUGCCGCCUUAGCUGAGGGUGAACGAGAGGGCGCAUCCACGAGCACGUUUAUACCGGCCUCGCCAUAUGCUCCCACGGGCGCCAUUUCUGCAUCAGUGGCUUCCUCGCGGGUCGGUGGACGGCCCGACGACAGUACAGACAUCGAGAUGGAGCCGAUUGUAGGACACAGGAGACGGAAGAGCGCCGCCAUGAACUCCCCUGGCCUGCCUCAGGCCGCCCCAGGGAGGCCAAUGGCUGCCGGCGGUGGCAGACAACAACACCUUUCAGCCAACCCGCCUGACCACCCGGACGGUUUUGAGGAAAACGGAGGGAGCAGCAGCACAUCAGUCGGUUCCGGGAAUGACGACGAGGCGAGAGGCAGACCUAGCUUCAGCGACGACGAUUUGCACAGCGAUGAGGAGACGGGGCUCAGCAACAAAGAGCGCGCCCGGAGGCAGAAGAAGCGCCAAAGGAUCACUCAGCUGGGGCAGCGCAUUGUGCGCGACAAGAGCAUAUCGGCAGAGGAGCGCCAGGAGGCGGAUAAGGACGUUGUCAGGAGACUAUUCGUUAACAUGGUCUUGAUUCUGCUAUGGUACUUUUUCUCGCUGUCAAUUUCACUGUACAACAAAUGGAUGUUCGAUAAAGACCGCCUCAACUUUUCUUUCCCUCUCUUUACCACGUCGUUGCAUAUGGUGGUACAAUUUUGUCUCUCAGCCCUAGUUCUCUAUUUUGUACCAUCGUUGCGACCACAGCGAUCCCACACAUCUGAUAUGGGAAGAUCUCGACAUGAGGUGGAGGCGAGCGGCGCCACCAUGUCAAAGAUGUUUUACCUGACGAGAGUUGGGCCCUGCGGUGCGGCCACUGGCCUGGAUAUUGGCUUGGGCAACACCUCGCUCAAGUUUAUUAGCUUGACUUUUUACACUAUGUGCAAAUCUUCAUCUCUUGCAUUUGUUCUUCUGUUCGCAUUCGCUUUCCGCCUCGAAAAGCCUACCUGGCGCCUCGUAGCCAUCAUUGCAACCAUGACAUUGGGUGUCAUCCUCAUGGUCUUUGGUGAAGUCGAGUUCAAGCUUGGCGGCUUUCUUCUCGUCAUUACGGCGGCCUUCUUCUCCGGCUUCCGUUGGGGUCUCACACAGAUGCUACUUCUCCGCAAUCCCGCCACUUCUAACCCAUUCUCUAGUAUUUUCUACCUCACGCCAGUCAUGUUCUUGACUCUCAUUCUCAUUGCAAUUCCUGUUGAAGGCUUUGGCCCCCUAUGGGAGGGACUGAAAGCUCUUAGCCAGGAAUGGGGAACCUUUAUGACGCCUCUGUUCCUCCUUUUCCCUGGUUGCAUCGCCUUUUUAAUGACAGCAUCCGAGUUCGCCCUGCUGCAGCGCACGUCCGUUGUCACGCUCUCCAUUGCCGGCAUUUUCAAAGAGGUCGUCACCAUCUCGGCCGCCUCUCUCAUCUUCAAGGACCAGCUCACCCUCAUCAACUUCAUUGGCUUGAUCACCACAAUGCUGGCAAUUGUUGCCUACAAUUACAUCAAGAUCACCAAGAUGCGCGAGGAGGCUCAGGUCCAAGUCCACGUCCGUGUUACUGACGUCGAUGCUGAUCUCCCGUCGUCGAGCGCGAGCGACUUCGAGAACGACAGCUCAGAGGAAACAGCAGGGCUCCUUCACCAAAAUACAGAAAGAGGCGAAGUGCUGUUCCAAGCCGGCAGCCUGCCGCCACCCACCCCACGAGUUACAAGAGAUGAGUCAAUGGACUAA